CGUACGAUAUGUAAUAUCAGAGAGACGAGGGAAGCUUUCUUCUCUCUGAUAACACAAAAAGUCAGUCUCUCAUCACGGAUUACGGAUUUAGAAUUUUAUCGGCGAUCGCCAUCGAGUAUCCGUAAACUGUCUCGCCGAAGUAUGUGCAUUUGACGCGCGUUUCUUUGCAGCGUUGGAAAAUUGCGAUCGGUGACGAAGCGACCUAAAUAUGAGCAACGACGUAUUACCCUUCUGACACUUUGAGCAACACCAGAUAAAAGUGCAUAAUGUCAAGUGUAUAUGAGAAGCCAUCGGAUACAAUGGAAGGCAGCCUUCCUGAAGCUGCAAUACACACGAAAGAAACAUGUGAACAGAAUAAGAAUCAAUUGGAAUCUCUCAAGGAAAUUAUGAUGAGGAAUCAACAAAGUUUAAAAAAGAAAGAGGAGGAAGUCCAGGAAUAUGCACGAAGAUUAUCAAAGAUUAAAUCCAGAGCCAAACUGUCACGUCAUAAUAAAGAAGGAAAUUCAUCAUCUAAAGACACAAUACAUUUGCAUAAGACUGAAUCUGCAGCAAAGGAUACAACAGAUGAUGCAAUCGAUGAUAUAAGUCAAGCAAAAACCCCAAAGGCAAAAUCUUCUUUACUUCAACGAAAAUUGGCGGAAAAUAGGAAAGCGUUUGAGCAACGUAAUAAGGAAUUGACGGAAACAAAACGAGUAAUGGAAGAGAAAGUGGAAGCUAUUAGGCAACAAUUAGACGAAACAGAUUUAGCAACAGAAGUACACAAGGAUCAAUUGGCUGUUACACCAAUUAAGCCUUUUGUGAUCACUUCAGAUAUGAUGACACCAAUUCAAAUUGAGGACAUUCAAGAGAAAGAGAAAAAAAUUAUGGAUCUAAAUAGCAAAAUUGUCGAAUUGGAAGCUACCAUUCUAGACCUUCAAGAAAAUUUAAAAGAGAAAGAUUCUGUAAUUGAUUCCAAAACGAAGGCGGUGACUCUCAUGUCCGCGGAUCUUUCUAAGAAGGGUAAAACGACAUUGGACACUCUCGAAGAUACGAAAGACGAAAUGCGAACAAUGCAGGAAAAUUUUAUCCUGAUAGAAACUUCUUUGAAAGAUAAGAAUAACAAUCUGUUGAAACAAUUGCAAGAAAGAGAUAAUAAAAUAUCGGAAUUGGAACACACAAUUAAUAGAUUUGAAGAGCAGCUUAAAGAACAGAAAAUAGCUGAAUCAGCAAGUGCGGAUUUUUCGCGUUCCACUAUGGACACUUUAGCGGAGACUAAAGACGCGAUGAAAUCGAUGCAAGAAAAUUUCGUUCUUAUUGAAUCCUCAUUGAAGUUGAAGAAUGAUAAUCUUCUUCAGCAAUUAGGGGAGUAUGAAGUGAAAUUGGUGGAAGCCAGAGAAAGAAUUUUUCAAUUAGAAUCGGACGCCGGUAUAGUGACAACACCGGCAGUCAAGGAUUUACAAUUUAGAAUAGAGAAAUUAGUGCAAAAUAAUCGACAGCUUCUUGAUGAAAAGUACCAAUUGCAAAAAAAUGUGGCCGAGUUGCAAGAUAAAAUUAUUGCUAAGAAAUCGGUUCAAAAUAAUGAUGCAAUUAUUGAAAAAGAUAAUAAAAUAGCAGAGCUUGAAAAUUUAAUAGAAGAACUUAAACAAUCAAACGAAUUGCUAAAAGAAGAAUCAAAGGCAGAGAUGCAGAAACAAGUGACUGAAUUGUCAUCUAGAAACGGAGAAUAUUCCAACAAGAUUAUCGAUCUCGAAAAGCAAGUGCAUAAAUUGGAAGCGGAGAAGAACGACAUGAUAGCAAAAUUGUCAGUCGAGCGAACAAUACUUAAGAAAGAUGAUACAAUGAUUAAGUUGACAAAAGAAUUGGAGGAUUUAAAUAAAAGCAUGAUCAAAUUAAAGGCCCAACACAGAAGUAAAGUGAAAAAUCUGCAAAAACAAUUGGAGGACUUCAAAAUGGUAUCUGAUACAAAUGCGGAACUUGUUAGAUUGGGCAAUCAAGUGGCGUUAUUGGAGGAGGAGAAAGGUAACCUUCAGCUGAGUCUGGUAGACUUUGACGAGCUUAAAGCCUCGGCAGGAGAUUGGCAAGAACGUGUUGCUGACCUGGAAAAUAAGGUUUCAUCUCAGACAAAAGAAAUACAGAUGCAUAUCGAUGCAAUCGCCACCUUGGAGAACCAAAAGUUAGAUCUAAUGCAAGAACUUCACACAGUGAAACAAGAAAUUUUGGCGUUAGAAGCUGAGAAUGCAGAGUCCGAAAAUCUCAGAGUGUCUGCAGAGAUGAAAGUUGUUGAGCUAGAGGAACAAUUGGAAGCUAUACACAAAGAACAUAGCGAAAAUAAACUCGAGUCUCUAUCCGAGUCUGAGUAUCAUGAACUUUUGAAAAAGGUCGAUGCUCUGAUACAUGAAAAUUCAGAAUUAUAUAGUAAAUUAAACAAAAUGGAAGAAAAAGGCACUUCGGAUACCGGUUCGACAGAAUCUUUUGAAGCCAUUCAAGUAAAUAAUAAAAAUGAUCUUUUGAAAAAGAUCGAAGAUUUAGAACAGAAAAAUAAUGAGUUGACGCUCAAGUUAACGAAGUUGGAGGAAAGAGAUGGCUCGCAUGCUGGUUCGACGGAGUCCUUCGAAACUAUAAACGAUACAGAUCGCAGCGAAUUGUUGAAGAAAAUUGAACAGUUGAUCCAGGAAAAUAAUGAUUUAACUAUGAAGUUGAACAGAUUUGAAGAGAAGGGAUCUGAUACGGGUUCCACGGAAUCUUUUGAGCGUAUUCCAGAACAUAACGACAACAUGACAAAGAUUGAACUACUUACUCAAGAGAAUAAUGAACUUGUUAUUAAACUUACGAAACUGGAAGAACAGUUAAGUCAAAUAGAAUGUAAUGUUCAGUUAAAUGCCCCUAAGAUUGAUAAUAGUUUAGAGACACUUAAAGAUGAUAGUAGCUUGCGAUUGCAAAUUGAGACAUUUACACAGGAACAUGACAAUUUAAUGGCAGAGAUUGCUAAAUUUAAGACGCAAGUAGAAGAUCUGACAGAAGAAAAUAACAGGUUGCAGGAUCGUAUAGAAACAUUGACAGCAGAGAAUACUGAAUUAGUUAUAAAUUGCACAAAAUUAGAGGAACAUCUCGAAGUACAAAUGUCUUCUCAAAUGUCAGUUCAGAUAAUAGAAUAUACUGAUCAAAUUAAAGUUUUAAUGGAUAGACAACAGGUCCUAGAAAAAGAGUUGACACAAUUGCGAGAAGCUUCGGUAGAGCAAUCAGUUAACAUAACAUCAUGCGAGACUGAUGACGCAAAAUCUAAGAUUGUGACAUUAGAGAAAGAAAAUGCACAGAUGAUAAUGACUAUUAGAAAACUCGAAGAACAUAUCAACAAUCAGAAAGAAGAAUUGAGCAAAUUUUCUAGAGAGAAAGAAGAGUUGAAUCUAAAACUGGAACAUAUGGCCUGUGAUGAUUUCUCUAGAGAAAGAGUAGAACUCAUUGAUAAAUUGGAGAAAUUGAAUCGGGAAAAGGAGAGUGUAGUUUAUGAGAGACAGGAGCUGCAUGAACAAAUUAAUUCUCUCUUGCAGAAAUCAUCUGAGGAAAUGUCAGAGAUACGAAAGACGGAAGAAGUUGCUCAGGAAUCCCAAAGUGUGAUUGUAGCAUCUUUGGAGAAAGAACUUGAGAAUAGCAAAGUAUUAAUUACAGAGUAUAAAAAUCAAAUAGAAGAGAUGAAUAUGAAACUACAGAGCAUGGAGGCAGAAUUGCAGAAAAAAGCCAAACAAUUACUAGAAUAUGAGGCAUCGAAUGAAAAAGUGGAGAGUUUGCAACGCGAGUUAAAUGACAUGUUUGCUACUGCAGAAGAAUGGAAAUUCAAGUAUGAUGAUAUGCAAGUAAAGAUGCAAGCCUUAGAGCAAGGAAAAAUCUCUAUAGAGGAAGCUUUUAAGAUAUUGGAAAAUAAUCAUAAAGAAUUGUUAGAAGUAAUAAGGGAGAAAGAUGCAGCAACUUCUACUCUACAAGAACAGUUUCAAGACACUAUAAACUCGCUCGAAAUGAGAUUACAAGAUGAAAUAGCAAAUGUAACUGCAAAAGAACAUGAAAUUACGGCCUUGAAAGCAGAAAUUGAAAAGAAAGACCAAGAAUUGCAAACCAAAUAUGCACAGUUGCAAAAUGGAAUGAUUUCUAUAGACAAUUUGCAAGAGGAAUUGUACAACUAUUCGCUUAAACUUAAAGAAAAUGAGGCUGCUCUAUCAUCAUCAUUAGGAGAGAUUGCAAGACUCAAUGACAUAAUAAAGCAGAAAGAAAAGGAUACUCAGUUUUUGAAAAAGAAUAUUAGCAAAAUUACUGAAGCAUUAGAAUUGACUAAAUCUUCAGAAGAAUUUAAUGAAAUAUUAGAAAGUUUGCGAAAUAAAGAAACAAACUAUAUUGAAUUACAAAAUAAGCACAAAGAAGUCUUAAGAGAAAACAGUGAGCUAUUGCAAAAGAUUGAAGAUAUAUCAAAGGAUUAUGAGAAUAUUAAAAAUGAAUUAAUUAAGAAGGAACAGGAAAUGAACAAUUUGCUUAUGGAUAAAAAAGAGUUAGUCGCACAAAUUGAAGAAAUCAAAAAAGACAAGAUUGAAACUGAAAAACGACUUUGGGAAUUACAAAAGAUUUUGGAGAAUCAAACUACAUAUGCUGAAAAUAUGCAAUCGGAGCUAACAAAUGAAUACAAGCAGAUGGAACGGCUUAAGAUCAAUCAUACAGAGGAAAUGAUGAUGCUAAGUACAAGAUUAGAAAAUGUUAUUGAAGAACUAGUCGAGAAAAUGCAGGAAAAUGAUGCUAUGAAAGCUAAGUUAGAAGAAAAGCAAGAGUUACUUGAUAAAAGUGUCACGGAAGAGAUGAAGACUGUCUUGGAGUGUAAAGUUGCGGAAUUGGAACAAAAGCUUUCAGAAUCGGAGAAUAAGUUUCAGAUGCAAUCUGAAAAAAUGAAAAAGAUUGUGGCAACUUUUAAUAAAAAGAAAAUAGCAUGCCAAGAACUUGAAGCACGCGUUGCGGAAUUGGAGGAGAAAUGGUCAACGGAAAAGGACGAGAAAGAGGUUAAAAACAAACAGAUACAGGAGGUGGAGAUUGCCAUGCGGGAAAAAGACAAUAAAAUAGCCGACUUGGAAGACAAAUUGCUGCAGACGAAGAACGAUAUUGCAGAGGCUCUUGCAAAUUCUGAAAAAUUUGCAAAAGAAUCAACCAGUUUGAAGGAAAGGAUGACAGUGUUGAUGGAACAUAACACGGAGAUGGGCGAGGAGAUUGAGAAGCAACGUACAGAGAUAGAACGCAUCUCUCUUGAAAUGACGGCAGAGAAAACAGCGAGAGAGAAUAUUAUUACAGAAUAUGAACUCUAUAAACAAACAGCGAGCAAGGAAGCUGAACAAAAACAGGCAAUUUUGGAUGAGAUAAAAGAAAAGGCACGAGAAUUGAGCGUACGUAUGCAAGUGAUGGAGACUGAAUACGUGGAUCAGCUUGCUACGAUAAAGAACUUGCAGGCGGAGAACGGUCUCUUGUUAUCCAAACAAACGCAGAUCGACGAGAAACUAGAAAAUACCGAGAAAGAGUCAGAAGAGCGUCGUGUGCUGAUCGAGCAGUUACAAAAAGAAAUUACGACUAUGACGGUAGCUGUGCAGACUCCGGAACAGGAUGUAAGAGAGGAUGACGUAGAGAGGAUCGCGCAACAUUGCGACCAUUCUGAGCAGUGUCAAAAUUUGGUACAAGCGUUGGAAGCACGUCUACAAGAACGUCAAGCGGAGAUUGAAAAUCUAAAUAAUGAGUUAGCUAAUUCAUAUGGCAAUAUCGUAUUACUUCAUGAUGAGUCUCAAAGAUACAAUGAUAUGAUGAUGCAAACUGCUCAGGAGCGUUUUAAUCAGUCACUUAUGGACCAAACGAAUACGUUACAACAAGAAAUUGAUGCCUUAAGAACGGAAAAAUCUAUAAGCGAACAGAAAGUGUCGAAAUUGGAAUCUAAGUUAGAAGAAUAUAAACGUAAGAACGAGAAAUGCAAAAUUGAAAUUCUAGAAACAGCUGAGUCUUCUGUCAUAGAGAGCCAGCAACAACAGAAGCAUGACGAUACUUUGCCAUUGUUUGAUUCUGCGAAAAUUCUUGAUACGACUAUUACUUUGGAUGCUGAUAAAAAAGAAAUAAAACGAUUACAAAGUUUAUUGAAUGAGAAAGAGAAUCAAUGUUCUGAGUACGUGAAAGAAAUCGAUCUUUUACUUAAAAAUAUAGAGGAAGGAAAGGUGCAUAUCCAAGACUUACAGAAUCAAUUUGAGAAUUCGCAAAGCGAAUUGAAGAAGAUAGAAUAUCUUCUUUCUGAAAAGAACGCAAAGCUGGAAUCAUUAAAUGUGGAACUGAACAAAGUGACUUUUCAAUUGAAUGAAUUCAAAGUGUUGCAGGAGCAGUAUCAUAUUACUGAAGCGGAAGUGGAAAGAUUACGGCAACUUGUGGCCGAGAAGAACAUGCAGAUAGAUUCAUUAAUCACAGAAUUAAAUAUCGUAAAUCAACAAAUGACUAUGCAGUCACAGCAAUAUGCGGAUUUAGAAAAUAAUCUGCGAACAGAGAUCUCACUUAAAGACAUGGAAAUCACUACAUUAAGAACAGAAUUGACUUCCACAAAAGAGACUGUGCAAACAUUAAUAAUAGAACAAGAUCAGCUAAACCACAUCUUGGAAUCUUACAAACUUCAGAUUGAUAAUCUGGUACCAGAAACGAAGACUGGCAAUGAUAAUGAUUCAACACAAGAGACAAGUCAACAACGUAACUUUCAGAUUGAACUGGAGAAUGCAUUACAAAAGAGGGAUCAGGCGGAAAUAUUUGUCGCGAAUCUCACACAAGUGUUAGAUGAUUCACAACAGAAUCUUCAGAAGUCGAGAAUACAUAAAGACAGUUUAAAGGAGUUUACUUCUAUGGAGGAAACGGUUGAACAAGAAUCAGCACAAAUUCUUACAUCUAUUGAAGAAUCUGUUAGUCAACAAGAAUCCGUACAAUCUGCACAAUCUCCUACUGAAAAAAGAAUACAACAAGAUACUCAAUUAGAUAUUGGUUUAGGUUGGGAUUAUGGCUCGUCUGAGCCGCUUAAUGUUGAUGAGGACUCUUGGGGUUGGAAUACGGAGGAUGUUCAAUUGGUUAAUGAUCUCAGUACGACACCAGUACAGAUGAAUGUCGAAACGCAAUUACAUCUGCAAAUAGAAGACUUGCAAGAUAGAAUAAAAAAUCUGGAAGAACAGAAUGCUAAGAUUGCCGAAGACAAUAAAGCAGCACAGAUAAAGAAUGGUAAAUUAGUGAAAAAGUUGAAGGAAUAUAAGGUACAGAUAGAGAACUUGCAACAACAAUUGAAGAUGCAGAAACAGGCUGGCAGCUUUUUUGAUCUGGAUACGGCAAUCGAAGAGGAAUUGAAAAUGCAGAUCGCCAAGUUGGAGAAAACUCUUAAUGAAAUUAAAGAGGAAAAGAAAAAUAUUAUUGCUGAGAAAGAGGCUUUACUGAAACGAUUUGACGUAAUCGUGUCGGCUAACGAAAGGUACAUGGAAAUGAAGGAGAGACAGGAUAUAGAAGUCGAGGUACUGCGUAUUCAGAAUAAGGAACUAAGCAAUAAAGUGCAAUCCUUAGAAUGGCGAUUACAAGAAAAUAUAACUGAUUUACAAGAUAUCAUCUCUUCUUCUUCGCGACAAGAAGAUCAGAUUGAUCCGUCAAGUCAUGAAGCCGAAUCUACAGCGCAUAACCAGCCUCAGAAAAGAUCAGUGGAAUCUAUUGACAACUUUGAAAAGAUGUCGAAAAAGUACAAGGAGGAAAUAGAUGAUUUGAAGGACGAAUUGGAAGCGCUUGCAGCAGAAAACGAACAAUUGCAGCACUUUUUAGAAGAACAAAAAGCGAUGAUGGCAAAUUUGGAACCGAAGAGUAUUGAUAAAUCUGAAGAACUCAUAGAGAAGUUAGAUGCGUUGAAUAACCAAAAUGUGUUACUCCAAAGCGCUUUAAACAAGAGCAAAGAAGAAUACGACAUGCUCAGGAAGCAGUACGAGCAAAGUCUAAUAGACGCGAAUGAUCAAGUGGCAGCAAUGCGACAAAACAGCGAUCUUCUUAAAACUGAAUUUAUGGAGAAAAUAGAUAGAUUAGAGACGGAAAUAAAUAAUUUACAGAAAGCUUUAGAAGAGAAGGAAGCCAAGAUCAAUGCUUUGAUGAAUUCAGAGGAAAAACUUUCGAUCGUCAAUACAUCUUUAACGGAAGUUACGGAAUUGCUUAACAUUAGAGUUCAGGAAGUUGCUGAUCUGAAGCAAGAGCUUCAAGUUCAAUAUGUAGAAAGACAACAAGCUGAAGCGACGUUACAAUCGAAUAUACAAAAUUUAACAAGAGAACUAGACGAGAGGAAACAAGAAUUGGCAGCUUUGAAGGAAGCAUUUGCCAACAAGGAACACGAAUUAAUACAGCAAAGGAGUGUAGAAACAAUGAGCGCUAUUAUUAGUGAAGCUACUCAAGAAUUAGUCCAGAAGCAUGCGAUAGAGAUCGAAGAAAAAGAUAAGGAAUUGCACGAUCUAAUGGAAAAGUUGAUUGCAAUGCAAACGACGGUUGAUGAGUACACCUUAAGGUUGCAAGAUAGCACGGCUAAAUUGGAGAUGCAACAACAACAAAUUGUAUAUUUGAAAGAGGAUCUAACAGAGCGAAAUUCAAUAAUUGGAGCUACUCAAGCUGAAGCAAAUUUGUUGAAUGAAAAAUUGCAAGAGAAACAACAAGAGUUAAUACAAUAUGAGGAAGAAAAAACCAAACUUGCGACAAAAAUAGAAGGGUACUUAGCGGACAUCCAACAUCUGCAGAGUCAAUUGAACGCCACAGAAAUAACCACAGUUAAUCUACAAGAGUGUAAUUCGCAUAUUCAUAGCUUGCAGCAAGAAAUUCAAGUUCUAAAAUCAGAGAAAGAAUCGAUCUUGCUGCAGUACGAUCAGGAGACGAAGGCGUAUCAGGCUCAUCUGGAAAACAAUAAAGAACAGAUUGAUGCUUUAAAGCAAGAUCUGCGAGAGAAGACCGAACAAUUGCAUUACGUAAGUACACAAUUAUGCGCCAAGGAGAAUGAUUUGGAAGGGAUUAAAGCAAUGAUGAAUGACAAAAAUUCUUUGCUGGAGAUCGUGAAUCAAGAAUUGAAUGACAAACGUGCCGAAUUGGAAAGAUUGCGCAAUGAGCGGUCACAGAAUUCUCAGACGAUCGACGCUCUCUCUGCUUUUAGAAUGGGCAGUGACGACGAUGCGGAGCUGCAAAGCACUGUAGACGAGUUAAAGGCACAGAUGGAAACUAAACAACAAGAAUUGCAACAUUUAAAGUACGUUUUGAGCGAGAAUACGUAUCCUACAAUCAUUCAGCAAAUGCAAGAUAGAAUUAAUUGUCUAUAUAACGAAAAAGUUACAUUGGAAGCUUCUUUGCGAGUAGUUAAGCAGACUUUAACGGAGAAACAGGAACAAGUAAAUGUUUUAACGCAGCGCAUUAACGAUCAGAAUCAGGACUAUAUUUCCAAGGAGGAAGUCAAUUCGCUUUCCAGAGACCGAAGAUCCGCGUACGAUCAAGAAGAAAUCGUUAGGUUGCAGAAUGAACUGCAUGUGAAAGAACAAGAAAUUAAUGAACUGAGAUAUGUUAUAGCUGAGAAAGACUCGCAAUUAUGUUUGCAAGCUAGUAUGGAGCCGCAAUCGGAUGAAUUUGAAUUACGCGAAACUAUGCAGAGAUUAACGGGAGAAUUAUAUGGCAAAGAGCAGGAAGUGCAAACGUUAAAGUCAACUAUCGUGGAGUUGCAAGAAAAAAUCUUGCAUCUUAAAGAUUUUGAAAGGCUUUCUGAGGAGAGCAGAAAUGCCAUCGAGAGGCUAACUUCAGAAAAAGAGCAGAUUCGUAUUGAGGCUGAAGAAUUCCUGAAUAACGAGUUGCGAAAGAAAGAAUCCGAGAUUGAUGAAAUCAAGCAGAAACUAUCAGAAGAAAAUCAAAAGUUAUUGGCAGAACUUCAGUUGAAGGAUAAUCAUAUCGAGAAUCUUAAGAUGCGCUUAGAAGAAUUGCAGGUAAUUGUGAAUGAUCAGAAUAAUAAGCUCGAACAGAAUGAGAAAGCAUUGAUGCAUGCAAUCGAUGAUCUGACGGAGAAGGAAAGAAGACUGGCCGAGUUGAGCAUCACCAAAGACGCUGAGUUUCAUAAUUUGAAAAUGCAGAUUCGCGAAAAGGAGACGCGUAUAGAAGAACUCUUGGCAUUAUCCGCUGAAGAGGAGAAACAAUUAGACGAGCUAAGGCAUAUAUUGGCGGUUAAAGAGACAGAGGUGAAUAGGCUGAAGGAAUUGUUAGACCAGAAGGUAUCAGAAUAUGAACUGAUACAGCACGCUUUAAAAAAAGACGUGUCCGUCAUCGAGGCUGCGGCAUCGAAGAGUUUGGAAACUGUUGGAAUAAUCGACAACAAGGAGACCAUCUCUAGUGAGUUGGACCUCGCAUUGUACAUGCUUCAUCAAAGAGACGUCAGAUGUGAAGAGUUGACUCAUGAACUGAUGCAAUUGCUUGAGGAGCGUGAUACAUUACAACUGCGAUUGUCUAAUGCAAUUCGAAUAAACGAAGAAUUGAGGAGGAUGGGCGGGAGUAGCGCUGAAGCGAGUCCAACGAAAGACUUAUCAUCGGCCUCACAAGCAGUGAUUGAACCCGUUGUAGAACAACUUUCACCUUCAAAGUCCGAAGGACCAAUUGAGAUUGCAAAGGAAGCCAUCGAUAUUCCGAUCGAGGACAAGGAAGCUCUUGCAUUGAAAUUGUCGCAGUUGCAUUCAGUCAGUCAUACGAAGGACGUGCGAUUAAAGGAUGAACGAGAGUUAAGGCAUACGCAACAAAUGUCUUUGUUAGCGCACAGGGACGUUUUAAGUACAUUGCCGCCUGAAGCAGCUGCAAGGCUGGUCAACGCUAAUUACACGCUCUCUCGAGAUGUUCAGAGUCAGUCGAGUGUGCUUUUGAAUUGGUUGUGGGGCAAGAGCACGCCGAAGGUGGUGCACAUGUGAUGAACGAAUAACGGGAGUCAAACGGCCAUCGUUUUUGCCUUCUGAAGACAUUCCUGCCAAGUGCCAACUGCCAAGACUUAUUUCUGCAGUUAACGUGUAACGGAGCGAUCUGUCGUGUGUAUUUUUCAGACAGAAAUUAUUUAAUUAUAUACUAAUGAUUAAGGAACUAUUUUGCGAAAGUAUUGCCUGAUUAUUAGGAAAUAAAUAUUUUUCAAAUUACAGAAUGUACAGAAUGUAGAGGUAGUUAGAUAGAGUUCUUUCUUGGAAAAGUUGCUCGUCUUCGAGAAAGAAAAGAAAAGAAUAUAAGGAGCAGACUUACAUGUAUUAUAAUAUUGUAUAGCUGAAUUGCAUAAAGAUAUAUGAUUCAAUUGAAAAUACUUUAGAUAAUAUAAUAUUUCUGCUUUUUUUUUAUUUGAUGACUACAUUAUUUAUAGCAAUGUAUAUGCAAUACGAUAUAUGCGUCAAAAUUAUUGUAAUUCUUUUCUUUCGUUUUGAGUGUGUGCAUUUCUAUCGAAAAGUUGCCGUUUCAUUUUGUCAGUUUUUUUUUGUUAAUAUUUAAUAAUUAUAUAUAUUAUUUUUCUUUGUGAAUUAUCUACAAUUGUGUCUUCCGGCUUAUUGAUGCAAUUAUAAUACUAUUAUUAGUCAUAUCGAAGGGAAGUUACGUAAGGUGAAUCAUAGAUAAUGCAGACGUAAUUCGUGUAAAUUAUUUGAUCAUUCUAUUUCCAUAAAAUUUUGUACAGAGAAAGAAAAGUGUCAAUGAAUAAAUAAAAUAUGAGAGAGAAACUA
Molecule: messenger RNA, 11738 nt
Organism: Cataglyphis hispanica
Lineage: Eukaryota; Metazoa; Arthropoda; Insecta; Hymenoptera; Formicidae
Product: protein lava lamp-like
Exons: 11
Coding region: 267-10952 (3561 amino acids)
Source: RefSeq, a predicted model, not a curated record